This is a messenger RNA of Cutaneotrichosporon oleaginosum, 1075 nucleotides long. RefSeq lists its product as uncharacterized. Lineage: Eukaryota; Fungi; Basidiomycota; Tremellomycetes; Trichosporonales; Trichosporonaceae. The record is from RefSeq and is a predicted model, not a curated record.
CGCGCACAGUAGGCAGCACUGGCGUGAGAGGAGCCCGGAGAGAUACAAGCAUGUCAUCGUGACUGCGGUUCUCUUCAUAUGGCCGCCAUCAGACUCGUCCCCCUCGCUCCAUCUACAUAUCUAAGCGCUCUGCGCGACCGUUCUCUCGACAUCUAACCCCUCCUCGGCACUCUCCUUGGUCUUCUUUGCGGCUUAUCGCCCGUAUUAUUCCAGUGUCUCACCACAUACCCCGGUUCCCCUCCGUGUUCUCGAGCAAGAGCACACGCCCAACAACCGUUGAUCGACCACCGAUAAUAUAGCUUCCAACCGCAACCUCUGUUUACGACCACGCUCUUUGAAGUUGCCAUGUUUCCUCAUCGCGGGCCACGCCCGGAGCUCCUCCCUCAUCCCAUCCCGCUGCUCUACGUCUCUCCCCCAGACGAUGAUUCCCCACCCACGUACCUACUUGAGCGCGCGCGUCGUGGCACACGUCUUCCAUCGCGCCGACCACCGUCUCCCAACUUCCUUCACGUCGCCUGGGCGCCACGCCCACCUCCCGCCCUCCUCCCACCCAAGCGCGACCCGUACGCGCCGUACAUCCCCGAACAGACGGCUCCCAGCACAAGUGCGAUCCUCGUCGCGGUCCUCCUCCCCUGGCUCGGCGCAGCGCUCGCCUUUAUGCGGGCUGACGAGCCACUCCUCCCCUCCCUGCGAAUGAAGCGCAGGAGGGGACGCCAGUCCCCGCUCGCUUUCCUGGUCCUAUUGUUUGGCGGAACACUCGUCGUCUCAGCAACGCUGCAUGCAUGCGCGUACAACGCCGAAUCAGACUUUGAGAUCGUCGACCCCCUCCUCCUCAACGAGCCGACUAUCGACGCCGGCCUCCGACCGCCCAAGAUGGGAUGGGUGCGCCACAUGCAUCCCCGAGAGGCGUCCGCCGUCGCGAGUCCUCGCGACCGAGGAACCGCCCUUGAACUGCACGUGUGGGACCUGCUCUAAUGGACGAUUGCAUAGUAGACUUUCACUUUAGGUUGGGUUCGGCCCCUGGGCCUCUUGGUACUUUGUUGUAUUUCAUGGACUCUGCAUUACAUUAUCUUGA